This is a messenger RNA of Actinia tenebrosa (Australian red waratah sea anemone), 2918 nucleotides long. RefSeq lists its product as uncharacterized. The record is from RefSeq and is a predicted model, not a curated record. Lineage: Eukaryota; Metazoa; Cnidaria; Anthozoa; Actiniaria; Actiniidae. Gene Ontology annotation, biological process: regulation of apoptotic process.
CUUUUAUUAGAAAUUAUUGGAAAUUAAUAUAACUAGAUUCUUUUAGACCUAAAAUGAAAAUGAAUGUUUGUGAAGUGGAAUUUGUUUAUACAUGUAGGAAGCCAUUCCAAAGUCAUCUGGUGUCGGCUUUCAAAUUUCGAUCAAAGUCCAUUUGAAAUCGAUUUUGCUCGUUAAGCACUUUUUGUACUUUGAAAUUAGAACAUAUCUUUUUUAAAAGAUACUUAAAAGUAUUUUUUUUCCAAUUAACUUGCUAAAUAGUGAACCAACUGAAGUACGCCGGCUCCUAAAAAAAUCAUUUAAACUCUAGGUUUCUAGGCUCAAAAUUCGACCGUUUUUUACGGUUUUGCUCAAAACUCAUAUUUUUUACUGCUUUUUUCCAUAGUUAAUGRAGCGGAAUGGUUUGGAAACUCCAUAGAACAAAGCUAUUGUUUUGCGUUUGAUGUGGAAUCGUGCCAUCAAGUGAUACUGACCGUGCACAAUGAACCAAAACAAGUAUUGCUAAAAAUAAUCAUUUCCUUAUUAUUUUCAUGUAUGAACAUUUUGAAAGUGAAAACUUUUAUGCGAUGACCAUAUACUAUGCGAAUAAAUAUGUCCGCGCAAAUACAGUUAAGAAAGCAUCAAAAAGGGCCAUUUUUAUUUUCGAUAAACGAUUGAUAUUUAAAUCAUAUAGGAUUAAUUAACAAAUGAUACAUAUUUUAGAACGAUUUUUUAGGGGAAAAAACUUCUAUAUUCCCGAAUAUUUGUGAACAAAUGGAGCAACUUUUCCUUCACUGUGCACGGUCAACGUCAUAUAAAAAUGGAUAAACAAUAGGUUUCCCAACCAUGCCACUCCAUUAACUAUGUUUUUUCCAAGAAUUCCGUGUUGUCACCUUUUUUUCAUGUGACUGUUAUUAGACCACGCUGUUCAAUACGAUCCUUGGGGGUUUCCCCUUAGGCUAAACCUGUUUAUAUCAAGAUUAGUAUAAACAGUUUUGACCUCAAAAUCGCUGUCGUCUAAAAAGCAAACACAUUCGCCAUAAAAUUCUUUGAAAAUUCCUUCGAAAUGCCUCCACAUCGACGACUUACCAGAAGAGAGUUGAAUUAUUUUCGGAUGAUUUAUAUCGUGGUAAAAAUCUUUCCGAAAAUUUUAGUUCAGUUCUUCAAAACGGAAUGGAAAAGGUGUACUUCGUUGACGUGGAAUGACGACCCACAUAGUGGAAGCGAAUUUUGGAAGAGGGAAUAUACUGGAAGUAGAUAUAGUACGAUAAAUGACACCAUAAGUAAAGGUAAUUCCUCGGAGUUCGACAGCACUGUCUUGUUUUAUCUUAUUUUAAAUUCUCGUUCCGUUGGCCAACGUCUUCGUCUUCACAGUCCAGCUAUUUAUUUCCAAAUAACCCAGCUUCGUAAGAUUAGAAAUGAAGUCGUUCAUCGCUACAACUUUAAAGUACCAACUAGGGAGUUCGAUUCCCUUUGUGAUAAAGUUCGUGGAUGUUUUAGAAGAUUGCGAUUCCCUACUGAGGAACUAAACGCUGUAAAAACAACAGUUUGUUUGUAUCACGAGGAAUUAGAGAGCUUAAGAAAAAAAUUCGAAAGAGAAAAACAACGGCUAAUAGACUACGAAGACUACUUUACCUGGAGAAAUUCUAGAUUUGAGGAGUUUUUUCAGAAGUACCAACAGCAGAGAAUAAGUCCCUCUGAACUGAGGAGGAAGGGAAUUCUCUCUGACCAAGAUGUUGAAAAAAUUGAAAACCAGAAAGACGAAAAACUCCAAAGCACUAUGAUAGUUGAUAUUGUUCUCUUCAAAGGCGAAAGAACCACCUCUGCAUUUCUUAAUAUUUUACAACAAACUGGCAAUGGAUUGGAAGAAUCAUUCGUCAAUGCCUUGCCUCCUGAGAACCUUAGUAGCGUUACCACUGUCUCACCGGACUUCAUGCAAAAAGCAAGUUGCCAGUAUCCUAAGAACUACACAAUCAUCAUGCUUGAUUUCACUAAGUAUAUCUAUUCUAUGGACUGGGACGCUAUGGAUCAGAGAGGGCAGACAUUUCUAGAACAAUCUGAGGAUUGGUCGGUGAAGUUGUUCGUUAUGAUCGAACUAGCAUAUGGAUACAAUGUCCGUGGGGAAAGUGAAAGAGCGAUCGCUCUUCUGGACGAGGUGACGCAGAAUGCCUUCAGGGCAGGGCCACACUCUACACGUAUUCUCUCCCGCGCCUGCUCGCGAAAAUCCUUACACUAUAUCCACGUGCAUCGGUUAGAGAUGGCAGAAACUUACGCCUCCGAGGCAAACUCUCUCAUCUCAAACUUCCAAAGUCCGGAAGAGCAAAUUGUCGGUCUUAAGAGACUAACUGAUUGUAUUCUCUACGAGGAUGGGUCAGUCGAGAAGCGGAGAAAAAAAUCGUUGCCUAUUUAUGAAACGAUUAUUGAAAUGUGUCGACGGUAUAUUGAAGAUAUCCCACGCUGUGGUUAUUACCUUCGAUUUAUCUAUCACGACAUGGCUAGGCUCUGUCUUGGUUUCACUAGACAUGGCUUCGUUGAGACCACACUAAAGGAGAUAGAGGAGGGAGAGAAGUACAUCAAGCGCCUUGAAGAACCGGACCUAAGAACCAACGAUGGAAGUACGUACACGGAUGGAUUUCGUUUUAUCUGUAAGAGCAUAGCAGCAUUCAAAAGGGGAAAACUGCUCGAAAAUGGGCAGGAAAGAAAAAAGUUGUGGAAUGAAGGGUUUGAGCAUAAACGCAAGGCAACAAGGAUUUGUAACUCGUUGAACAAUGACAAUAACGAGGCUAUGUUUAUGCUGAAGUCACUUAAUGAUUAUGUAAGCAAAUGGAAUAUAAUGUGAGUAUCCCAAGUGUUUAGCAUUUGAUGAAGACAUGUUCAACUAAUUUGACAAAUAAAAGUAGCCAGUUGUAGGUUCUGUACUUGAACCUGAAAUUACUCAAAAA